AGUGCUAAUGACUGACCUUCCUUUGGACUCGCUGUUAUGCAUCACACUUGCACUGCAUAACCUCAGGGAUCCAUAUGUUGAAGAAUAUGCAGGAAUCUGCUAAAGAAUGGAAUAUCUCUUUCGCUGGCUGUGGAUUUCUGAUGGCUUACUACUGUGGAGUCUAUGGCUGUUUAUCUGAGCGGGCCCCUUUUUUCCUUAAAGAGGUGAAGAGGAUUUGUGGGGCUUCAUCUGGGGCUCUCAUGGGUGCAAUGCUAGUAUGCCAAAUGUCUCCAGACCUAAAGAAAAUUACAUUUUGAAGCCAAAUCCUGUGAAAAUUUGCUGGAAAUGUCUCGAGAGGCUCGGAGAGGCACUCUGGGGGCUGUGCAUCCCUCCUUCAACCUGCUUAAGAUAGUACGACACUUCCUAAAUCGUGACCUGCCCGAUGAUGCCCACCUGCUCGCCAGUGGACGGCUGUUUGUGUCACUCACACGAGUGUCAGAUGGGACAAAUGUGCUGGUGUCUGAGUUUGACAGUAAAGAAGAUCUCGUUCAGGCUCUGAUUUGUAGCUGCUUUUAUCCACUGUACUGUGGUGUGAUACCUCCAAGAUAUCAUGGAAUAAGGUAUGUAGACGGAGCAUUGAGUGAUAACAUGCCGUUCUCUGGUCUAAGGAACACAAUCACCAUCUCGCCCUUCUCUGGAGAAAGUGACAUCAGUCCUUAUGGCAACCCUUUUUACUUUCAUGACAUAUACUACAAUAACGUCAGCAUACACAUCAACUUCAUUAACGCACACCGAGUGGUCAUUGCGUUUUUUCCUCCAGAAGCAGAGGUCUUGGCUGAGAUGUGUCAAAAUGGAUAUAAGGAUGCUUUCCUUUUUUUAAAAGAGAAUGCAGAACUCCUGAAGCUCACAUCGUCGCUGUCAGAGCUGACCCUAAUAGAUGAAUGGAAGAAUAUUCCAACAUCUGAGAAAUAUAUUAGUGAUAACAAAUUAAGAGUGACUGGGAAUUCAAAAAAUAUCCUUCCAGAGUCCAUCAAAAAAGUAUUUUGUAAGGCUAGCAUGAGCGAGGACGAAGAAUUAAGAUGUUCUCUCUCAGUGAAGCUGGUUUACUGUCUAAUGUGGUGCAUUUUGCCAGUGGAGAUGGCAUACAUAAUGCUUUUAAGGCUUGUUGAGUACACUCCAGAGAUGUGGUCAUAUCUGCUGUGGAUGUGGCAGAUGGUAAUGAGAAUAACUGGACAAAUAUUGAAGAAUGCUUUCUCAAGGUUUUAAAGAUAUUACAUAAUAAUCCAAAUAUUAAGUGUGAAGUCCCUAAACAAGAAUUUCUGCCUUCCGUUGUUUACGCAUUCAGAAAUAUCCAACUCUUCACCAGCACCACGUCUUCUUACAUACACUGUGUAAUUAUUUUGUAUAAAAAGGUUUCAAUAACCAAUUUUUAUGUAAUCACACCACUUUAACUUACCUAAAUUGCCUCAAAAUUAAAGACCUACCUUUUGUUUACAGUUUACAAGUUUUGUCUCACUAAAAUAUAAUAUCUAAUACUAAUAUGGAAAUAAAUUUACAAGUAUGAAUUAGCAUAAGUGUAUUUUAAUGAACAAACAAGAUAAUCAAGUAUACAGAAAGGGUAAAAAAUAGUAGCACCAAUUAAAAGCAUGUGGAUAAAUCCAUAAAUUCUGGCAUGUUUAGGAUUAUUUCCCUUAUAUAAACAGUCAUACUGUGUUGUAUUUUACAGUACUGAAGGCGGAGAGGUGGUUGUAUACAUUUCUUAAACCGUGAUGCUGAUGCUUCCUCAUAAGGAACACAUUUAAAGAUAUCUUCAAUGUACAGUCUUGCAGUGGCACCACAGAAGUUCAUAGAAGUCCUUCCAACAUGUAAAAAGACCUCAUUUGUCACAUUAUGAUAGUAUCAAAACAUUAUUUAAAUGUUAUCCUCACAGAUAUUAUGUUUAAAAUGUGAACUUUAAAAAGAUUUGGGUAGUUACACUUAAAAUUUUACUACAUAAGCAAACAAUACAUCCCAUCUAAAAUAUCAAAUGAUAUAAUAGUGAGUGCUCCUUAUGAACAAAUCAAGUAUCAGUCCCUGAAAUCGCAUAAUGCAAUAAACCAGUGCUCAGAACCUCGUACACUAAACUACCGAAAAUAACGUCAAUGACUAUAAACCACUAAAGUAAAAGAUGAGUAUAUUCUCCAGUUCCAUAGAAAUGCUAAUUCCUAAAAGGUCUAAUUGAAAUUCAUAGUAAAAACUGUUCUUUUCUUUAAUAAAGAGGCAUUUGAGAUGUCAAACGCCCCCAAAUUGAAGUUUAGAGGUACAGUUUCUUUAAAAACACAGCAGCCAUUGGAUUCUCCUUGUGCAAGUUGGGCCACCUUCCAUGAUACUGUAAUCUCCUCAAAUCGGUCCUGAAAUUAUAACGUAACAGACUUGUCACAGCAACGCACAGGAGAAAGAAACCAAUGCCCCAAAAGACUCCUGGAUUGGACUGAGAGAAGAUAAAAGGCACAGCAUCUCUGGAAGAGCACAGGAACCGACAGGCUUCGUCUGAAGUCCCUGAGAACGCUCCUUCCUCAUACACCCCAGCUUUGGGCUUGAGAGGAGCUGCCGAUGGCUGGGAUCUGAUCGGCAAAAGACUGCGUCAUCCACUGUCCGUCCUGAACCUGUCCGACCGCGUUUGGAUCCGUAGGCGCCUUCUCCACUGUGUCAGCUGGAACAAAAAAUUGGUUUGUAGCAUCUGAAGACCCCUUUGACUUCCACUGUAUGGACAAAAAGUUCCACAGAAGAAAGAUGGUACCAACCUUUCUCCUCAGAUGUGGAGAAGCUACAAUAUCCAUUGCUUUGGCCUCCUUCAGGUACGAGUUCUCCAUAUGCUCCUCCGAAAGCGGUCUCAUAACCAGGAUCAUACUGCUCUUCCUUGAUAGCCAUCCUCUUAGCGUCCUCUGUAAGACAGAAGAAAGAAAGUGGUCAAGUACUGUGUAUAAUUGUGUACAUCAGGAGGGCAAUCAUAAUCGGUCUGCUUGUACCUUUGGCCAGGCCGAGAUCAAAUGAGUAGUUGACUUCUUCGAUCUCCUUGGGCUUUGCAACACCCUUCAGCUGAUCUCGGAGCUCUCUCAGCUUGAUGUAAAAAUGCACUUUGUCCUGAGCACGUGGGAACUGAGCACAGCGGGCGCUGGAGGAGGGCAUCAGGUACAACGCCUACAGAAAACAGUUAUUUACAGCAUAUGACUCAUAUCUGACCAAAAGUAGCUUUUUUCAUGAGGUGAACCAAAAAUGUGUUUUUAUUUCAUUUUACCGUCUCAGAGUCAGGAACCCUGUGAGGCUGUAGGCCAAAUUCAAGUGUUUUUGGCUUCUUCCCAAAUAUCUCCCUACAGAACAUUUCAUAUAUACCUAAAACAAGAGAUAUUGUUAAAUGCACACCUUCAUAUCUGUUUGCAUUCUGUACUUGUGUUCGAAUACUUACAUUUUCCAUUAAAAACUGCUAUGAGUGGCUUGAA
This is a messenger RNA of Carassius gibelio (silver crucian carp), 3458 nucleotides long. Its product is annotated as patatin-like phospholipase domain-containing protein 2. Gene Ontology annotation, molecular function: triacylglycerol lipase activity. The coding region runs from base 325 to 1245 and encodes 306 amino acids. Gene Ontology annotation, cellular component: membrane; cytoplasm; lipid droplet. The transcript has 8 exons. Lineage: Eukaryota; Metazoa; Chordata; Actinopteri; Cypriniformes; Cyprinidae. Gene Ontology annotation, biological process: triglyceride catabolic process; lipid homeostasis. The record is from RefSeq and is a predicted model, not a curated record.